CAGCAGCUGACAUCAAUGAAAAGCUUCUCGAGCCCUAGUACUACCUUCAACACCUUUUUGGUAAACGAGUUACAAAACCAUCUCUAUGUGGGAGCAAUGAACGCCAUCUUUGUUCUUAAUUUGACUUCAGUGGCGCAGGAUCCAUUUAUGAUAAAGUGGAAUGUUACAGAGACUGAACAUCAAGCUUGUAUCCAUAAAGGCAAGAUGAAGACUAAAUGCCAUAACUAUAUUCGAAUUCUGAAAGCCUGGAAUGAGACACACCUCUUUGCCUGUGGAACAUAUGCUUUUGAUCCUCGUUGUGCAUAUAUCAACAUCUUAGAUUCUGUCAAAAUAUCAGAGGAUAGAGUGCAAGGAGUGGAAAAGGGACGAGGGAAAUGCCCAUUUGAACCAAGGCAACCAUUUGCCGCUACCUUGGCAGAUGGAGUGCUAUAUGCAGCCACAGCAAUUGAUUUUCAGGGCAAGGACCCAGCUGUAGUUAAGAAUAUAGGACGGCAAGAAAAGAUCCGCACAGAGGACUCUGUCAAAUGGCUGAGUGACCCAGAGUUUGUGGGAUCAACAUUCAUCAGAGCGGAUUAUGGUACCAGUGAUGAUGACAAACUCUACUUCUUCUUCAGCGAGACUGCCCGGGAAUUUGAGUACUACAAGGUGGUACGCGUUCCUAGAGUGGCCCGUGUUUGCAAGGGAGACAUCGGUGGUCAAAAAACACUCCAGAAAAGAUGGACCUCCUUUCUCAAAGCCCGUUUGGUGUGUUCUGAUGAAAACAAUGAGAUGUUUUUUGAUAAGAUUCAUGAUGUUUUUACUCUUCAGUCUGACAAGAGUGACACAAAAUCCACUGUCUUCUAUGGAGUCUUUUCCACAAGGUGGGACAACCAAGAUGUUUCUGCAGUGUGUGCUUACGACAUCACAGACGUGCAGAAAGCUUUCGAUGGGCAAUAUAUGGAGUACAAAAGAGAGUCCGACAAAUGGGGCAUUUACCGUGGUGAAAUCCCAGAUCCCCGUCCUGGCACAUGCAUCACUAGCCAGUUGAAGGAGAAGGGCUACAACACAUCCUUGGACCUGCCAGAUAAUGUGCUGAUGUUUGUCCGAGAUCACCUUCUGAUGGCCGAUUGCAUCCACCCAAUAGGCAGGAGGCCCCUCCUCAUCAUGAGAGACACACUAUAUUCCAAGAUCCUUGUCAAGAAAAUGAAUGCCGGGACUGAGGUUUUGUACUUGGGGACAGAAUCUGGACAUUUGCACAAAGCAGUCAGACGUGGCUCUAAAACCCAUGUGGUGGAGGACUAUGCAGUGUUCAAGUCUGCUGAGAAAGUUCUGAACAUUGCCCUAAAUCAGGAAUUUGUCUACGUUGGAUCAAAUAACUUGGUGGUUCAGCUUCCAGCUGUAAACUGCAGCAGGUAUUCCCACUGUGAGGGCUGCCUUCUGGCCAGGGAUCCAUCUUGUAGCUGGGAUGCGCAGAAAUUGGAAUGUGUUCCAUUCGGGAACAAAACGGCUCAGUGGUUUCUGCAAGAUGUAGAAUACGACCAUCUACAGACCAACACCUUAUGUAAAACUGAGAAAGACAUUUCACUGCCAAUGACGAUGGUACCAAUGGUGAAUGGGACCACUAUUUUCCUUCAGUGUGAACCCAGUUCUGCCUGGUCAACUUGUCACUGGACAACGCCCAAUGGAAAUUUGAGUAACAAUGAUAAAGCCAAGGGAAUUGCUGUGAAAGCUGCACUGAGCAGCAUAGGUAAUUACAGGUGCAUGUGCAUUGAGGACAAAGUUCAGGCUCUUAAAGCUUUCUACAGUCUGGAGUUUGGAUCUUCAAUUGACCCAAGGAAGGAAACUCAUUCUUAUAAUUAUUUGCUGAUGUUUUUCUUCUUGAUCCUUGGCUUUGUUAUUGGUGCCUUUGCUUGCAAGUUUGUCAGUUGGUAUUGCAGCAAGAAAAAGGCACCUGGGAGCAGCCAUAAGGAGGGUUGUACAGAUGCAGCAGGAGGAACUACGGUCCACAGUUUGGACACCACUGAUGAAAUCCGACCCUUGACCAUCAGCCAGAAAAGGGAAUCAGAUCUAAAUGGGACCAGUGAAAAAGACGAGGACCAUGUAAAUAUAGAUAAGGAAGUGAAUGGAGUGAACGUGGGCCCUUUGAGAAACCACACCAUUUCUAUCAUAUCAUGCCAGGAUGAAACUUCAAUUUAAUUACUGGCUGACAGAUUAACUGCCACCCUUUAAGAAUAUGGCCCACAAAAGCAGUCAAGUACCUGCUUUACAAAAACAAUGUGUUGCUUUUAAUUCUGUCCACAUGUAUUUCUUCUAAGUAAGAAAGCAAAAAAUUUGGGAGUGCGAUGCCCACUCAACAUCACAGUUUUCACAGCACCUUCAUCAUACAUGCCUGGUACAGGGCCUCUGCCUUGGGUAUGUUGGAGAAGGUGCAUUUUCUUUUUUAUGUGACCAUUUUACCCUCUGAAGAUUACCCCAGUUGCCAGUUUUAGUUUAAACCAAAACGUUUAAAGAAUUGGCAUUGUUUAAACCUGUGAAUAUGUGUUUUUUUUAAGAGAGUGUCAAAGAUGGAAUUUAGUUGAGUGCUCAGGUCUCUGGGAUGGACUCUUGUUCUGUAGCGAGCUCAUUGAUCUCAAUCAAUGGGGCACUGAGUAUUGCGAGGAGAAUAAACAGCCACCCAGCAUUUCUGCUCUUGUUCACCAUUCCAUGACCACUUCGUGGCUAUAGAGGACAUAUGCACAUACGGCAAGAGGUCAAGACUAGUUCUGAUAGCCCUGUUCAUGGUCAAAUUACUUGCAGAGCUGUGAAGAAAGAUUGGGACAGUGCAUUUAACUGGAUAGCUCUUACGAAGAUUCAGCCCACACACAAUAGGUUGAAUGUCCUCCUCCUGUAAUGUGUCCUCCUAUGACUUUUUAGGAGUAUAUGCGAAACAGUGGCCAUUGGUCUGAGAUAUUAUUGUCACCCUGCACUUAAGGAUUCACACUGAAAAGGGACUCAGCAUCUUUGAGAAAGAAGAAUUAAAAGAAGUAAAGACAAAAAUGACAACUAAUACUCACAUCUAAGACCACUGAUCUCAUGGGUUUGUCAAGAAUUUAUUUCAAAUGUAUGAAACGUUGGCUGUGGAGAUGCAUGCUUACCACUGGGACAGUUCAAUCCGAAGUGAACUUGAUUAACUUGGAAUAAGGGUGUUGCUGUGUGUAGUACACCAGUAAUGCCAGCAUGCAGUCAGUAUAUCUGCUGUGUGACUACUGAGAGGAAGAAUGCAGUCGAAGACAUUGUAACACCUGGCACUGCAUUCCUUUCAUUGCCAUUGGAAUCAAAGGAUUCACACAAUUUAAAAUGUUCCCGAGCAGAAGGGAACAAACCGAGCACAACCACCACUGUCCUCACUUGGCCUUCCACGCUGUUUCAAUGUUGUUCUUGCUGUUAUAAGUGGAUGGGCCUUGUAGACUGACUACUCAACUGUUGUAAACAUUAGUCGUUCUUUGUUUUAGCCCUGCUUUACUCUGCUAGUACUUUAUUUUUAGUGAUUGGUUUAUUAUCAUUAUCAGUUUGACUGAUGCUCUUCCAGUGUACUUUUGGUUGCAGUGGAAAUUGGGGGAGGUGAAAUAUGAGUUAAUGUGUAGCAUUGUGUCUAAUUUUUGUCCAUUGCAUCAGGUUUAACCUGGGAGAACAGUAACUUUGGGAACAUCACUGCUAUCUUUAAACUUAUUCAGUAUGUAGACUCUGUCUGGGAGUGAUGGACUCGCACUUUAAGCCAAUAAAUAACUUUUAUGUGCGAUGUUCCUAACUCACCAUCUCACUCUACCAACUGUUGUAACCACUAUUACUUGAGAUAAUAUUAACAGUGUACAAUAAGCGAUAUUGAAAUAACUGUUCAUUGUACUUCUGACCUGACAUACCCUUCCAUUGGCUUUAAAUGGUAGAAAAAUCAGGCUGGAUAUAUAUUGCCUGACAAAUCCACGUCUCCAGUUUUACAAUGUCUCCCAAAGUUAAAAUUAGGCCUUUGCCUUUUGAAACCAUUUGAAAUGACAUGGUGUAAAACUUGACUUCUAGGUGUUCCUUUCACAGUUAAACUGGGCUUGUUACGAAGGCUGCAUGGCUCCACAGACACUCCAGAUGUGUGGGGAUUGGUAUAAAAUUGCAGCAGGGUCACAAUUCUAUAUGCUUUAAGUGCAGUUCUGGUGACAUUACUGGAGUCCAUCCCUUAUCUCUAUCAGUAUUCAGUAACAAGCCUAAACCUUUGCAGUAUUGUUAUGAACUUUGAUUUAUCAUUUUAUUUAAUAUGGAUUGAGGGAGUUUGAAAAUUGAUGGGAGGGUUGGGGGAGGGAUGGUAGGGAUUUCUGAUGGCUAAGAGGAUAGAUUUAUUUUCAUGGUUGGAUCUGAACCACGAGAAGGAUACAAGGUCAGUUAUGUGUCAAUUCAGUGUCAGUUAAGACAGGAGAAUGGACUAUAAUGUGUCCCUGAGAUAAUCGGAGAAAAAUAUGAAGCGGUUCUGUCCACACCCUGAUGUGUCAGAUAUUUGGGUGCACACGUGGAGUCAAGAUUUGUGAACAAUGAUGCAUUCAGUGGAGAAUGAACAACCGACACACUCUCUGUAUAGUCUCCGGUGUGACAAUUGGGCACAUGAACAAAUGAUUGGAAGGGUUUGCCUUUUCAGUCUGUAGCUCAGUGGAAGUUGGUGCCUUCUGAAGAACGGGGGGAGUAAUGUUGGGGGGGGUGCGGUUUUCGGGGGAGUGGGGCUUUAUGCUUGGGACAAUUAAUGAAUUCUGAGCUUUUGACUGUCUUUUUAUACAUAAUCAAUCUAUUCAUUGCACCUUUGUUGUACCUUUGUUUCAGAAAUUAUUACAUUAUUACAUGCUGUGAUGUCUCAUUAUUUCAUGCUGUGAUACAAAAGGUGACCAUGCACAUUUUCAGUUUAGUGCAGUAGCAGGUGAUCUAGAUAACUGGCAGUAAAAUGUUUUAACCAGUUGUGUAGAGAAAUUCUCAGACUUCAGUUACCAAAAUGAUGUUUUUUUAAAAUAAAUGACUAUUUUGUGGUAUU
This is a messenger RNA of Rhincodon typus (whale shark), 5020 nucleotides long. It is a transcript of the gene sema4f, whose product is annotated as sema domain, immunoglobulin domain (Ig), transmembrane domain (TM) and short cytoplasmic domain, (semaphorin) 4F. The transcript is spliced from 13 exons. The record is from RefSeq and is a predicted model, not a curated record. Gene Ontology annotation, biological process: axon guidance; positive regulation of cell migration; negative chemotaxis. The coding region runs from base 16 to 2175 and encodes 719 amino acids. NCBI's taxonomy places the organism in Eukaryota, Metazoa, Chordata, Chondrichthyes, Orectolobiformes, Rhincodontidae. Gene Ontology annotation, molecular function: chemorepellent activity; semaphorin receptor binding.